GGGGAGAGAAAAAAGAAGGGAAGAAAGUUGAGAAGAAGAUCUAGCACAGAUCUGCCGUAGAUCUGGGAGAGAGAGAAGAGAAGAAUUGGAAAAAGAGAAGAAGAAGAAGACAGAAAGAAAGAAAGAAAGAAAGAGGAAUAGAUCUGGAAAAAGAACAUGUGGGAGAAGAAGAAUAAGGGGAAAAUAAGAAGAAAAAGAGAAGAGGAAGGGGAGAAGGAGGGGCUGAUGAGGAAGAGAAACAGAUGAAGAAAUAGAGAAGAGGAAGGAGAGAAGGAGAAAAAGAUAAGAAGGAAGUGACGAGGAAAUGAGGGAGGGGAGAGAAAGGGGAGAGGGGAGAUAGAAUGAAAAUUGUAAAUGGGGGUAUUUUGGGUAGUUAGUGUAUGAAAAAUUAAAAUGGAAAUACUAUUUUCGGACGAAGAAAAAAGAAAAAAUGAAAAAAUUAUUUUUAAAUGGAGUCAGUAAUAAUUUGUGCAUGUGUGAACCAUGCACCGAGAGAUAGAUCAGAGAGCAGCUUAAUUCAAAUAAAAAUGGUUAAUAAUGGAGAUUGCUCCAAUUUGGAGGAUUGGGUUGAGUCAUUGGCAAAAAUUGUUUGGGAAAAUGUCAACGAAACAGUGGUUCAAGCGCAUUGUGUUCGCCCUAAUCCUAGUGGCAUCCACAUCCGAGCGCCGCUACUCUCUGGCACUCCCAACCGGUUCGGGACCGGAGGCUUCGUCGGAGCUGAGUCGGGACCUGUUGGACUCGGCCAGAGCUCCCCAGUUCUUGGAUUGGUUGAAACGGAUCAGGAGGAGUAUCCACGAAUACCCGGAAUUAGGGUUCGAAGAGCACCGGACGAGUCAGCUAAUUAGAAAUGAGCUUGAUGCGCUGGGAAUCGAGUACUCCUGGCCGGUUGCGACCACCGGAGUGGUCGCUGCUAUUGGCUCCGGCGGUCCUCCCACUGUUGGCUUAAGAGCCGAUAUGGAUGCUCUCCCUCUUCAGGAAUUAGUGGAAUGGGAACAUAAAAGCAAGAUCGAUGGUAAAAUGCAUGCAUGUGGUCAUGAUGCUCAUGUUACCAUGCUGCUUGGGGCAGCUAAGUUGCUUCAUAGCAGAAAGGAGUAUUUGAAGGGAACUGUUAAGCUGGUCUUCCAACCUGCCGAAGAAGGCAUGGGUGGUGCUCUCCAUAUGAUAAAGGAAGGAGUAAUCGAUGAUAUUGAAUCCCUGUUUGGGCUCCAUGUUUGGCCAGGUUCUCCUGUUGGUACAAUUGCUUCGAAAGCAGGGCCCUUACUUGCAGGAUCAAACAGGUUUUCAGCUGUAAUACAAGGUCGAGGAGGGCAUGCAGCGGCCCCACAUAAGACCAGAGACCCUGUUAUUGCCCUAUCUAUGGCCAUUCUUUCCCUCCAACAGCUUGUUUCACGAGAAUCUGAUCCUCUGGAUGCGAGGGUGGUAUCAAUUGGAUUCGUGGAGGCGGGUCAUGCCGAAAAUGUGAUACCAGAUCAAGUGAAGUUUGGUGGGACUUUUCGUUACUUGACUUCUGAUGGUUCUUCCCAUCUCCAACAAAGAAUCAAAGAGAUAAUAGAGACACAAGCAGCCGUGAACCAGUGCAAUGCAACAGUGACCUUCAUGUCGGGGGAACAGACACCCUACCCUCCAACAGUUAACAAUCAAGAAAUGUAUGAUCAUGCCAAGACAGUAGGAGAAGUGUUGCUGGGUGAGGGAAAUGUGGGUCAUGCCAAUAUCACAAUGGCUGCUGAGGACUUUGGCUUUUAUGCACAGAGAACAAAAGCUGCUUUCUUUUUUAUUGGUUCAAGAAAUGAGACAGUGAUGAAAUCUGUUGAAGGGCUUCACAGUCCUCACUUCACUCUGGAUGAAGAUGUUCUUCCCAUUGGAGCAGCUCUUCAUGCUUCUGUUGCCAUUUCUUACUUGCAUGGCCAUUAGAUAGGUCUGAUAACCCGUCAUAUGUUGUGCAAUUUAGACAUGCACAAACUCGGGUCGGCUUAUCUGGCCUGCCCAUCCCGCCUUUAAAAAAUGGGCAAAUUUGGACAAUGGAAAUCACCCUAAAUAGGACUAAAACAUAGAGAAAAGUACCAAAAUAGGACUUUCAUGUUUUUUCCCGAAAUAGGACUUUGCACUGUGUUAAUGUGACUUCACCCUGUUGUAAUGUGACAGUGUACAUGUACAAAUUACUAUACUUUCUUGGUAAUGUAUAUGACCAUGUAUGGUAAUGUAAGUCCUAUUUCGGGAAUAAAAACAUAGAAGUCCUAUUUUGGUAUAUUUUUUAUGUUUUAGUCCUACUUUGGUCUUUCUCCCUUUGGUCAACUAUAUGUACUCAUGCGUGCUAGCCUGGCGUGACUUACAAAAUAAUAUGGAUGGGUUUGGGAAUUGAGUUCGUCCCCU
Molecule: messenger RNA, 2370 nt
Organism: Cuscuta campestris
Lineage: Eukaryota; Viridiplantae; Streptophyta; Magnoliopsida; Solanales; Convolvulaceae
Source: the annotation of a GenBank genome assembly